UGUCAUAUUACAGAAAGACAUCCCUGAAAAAAUGUCGCACGUUCACAAGCAGUAGGACUUAACGCUCGGGCACUAGGAAGAACGUACUAAGAGACCCAUAUACCUACCAAACCGAACGUCAUCCAAGACUUCGAGGCUAUUGCUAGAACAACCCAUCAUCAGCCUUGCGAUAAAAAUAUCACUUGGGAUAGAUUCGUAAGAACCUUCAAUAACUACAACCUGAGCUCGAGGCUCGUCAUAACUCACAUUAGGCGUAUACUAUGGCAAGCAUUAGAUUACCGGAUCUGACGAAGAGUAGCAUUCCGGUUCUAGCCCUACACGGUUUCUUUGGUUCGGGCUGACACGUGUAGUCCGUCCCUUGGGAUCCUAUCGGCGUUACUACUACAUCGCCGAAUUGGGCAUGAUAAUGGUGGUUUUCUUUGGAGUUUAGCAACGUAACUAGCAGACUAUACGUCACUAGUAUGUUGAAAUGUUAGGUGUUGCUAUAGACAAAGAAGUAUUUAAACGUGUAGAUUCUCUCUUCAUCGUCUCUCCUGUAGCUACUUACUACUUACACAAGCGAGUUCUCUUAGACAUCACGAACACCAAGCUAUAUUUGCUAUAUUUCAGUUCCUAGUAGGGCUUCACUUUUGCUUAUAUCUUCAUCCGCAAUGGCAGCUUUUCAAGUUAGCGGUUACACCAUCUUAGUUGGUGCUGGUGGUGGUAUUGGUACAGAGCUUGGUGCCACAUUUGCUGAGGCAGGCUCAAGGGGUGUUCUCUUCGCCGAUAUCAACUAUGAAGGAGCCGCCAAAGCUGCCGAGAGCAGCAAAAAAGUAGCUCUAGCUAAGGACUACAAAGCAGUGGCUGUGAAGGUGAACGUGACAGACGCCAAGUCAGUGCAAGAGAUGGUCGACGUUGCAGUCAAGGAGUUUGGCAGGAUUGACUACGUCGUCAACGCCGCCGGUGUCGACGGCCGCAGAAACGUUCCGUUUGACCAAGCAGACGUUGCCGAUUUUGAUCGCGUGUUCGACAUCAACGCUAAGAGCAUAUUAUACGUCACUCAAUCCGUUGCUAAGGUCAUGAAGGCUCAAGACUCUGCCAAAAUUGAACUAGGACGUCACGGCGUUAAGGACCUCGGCCGUGGAUCGAUCGUCAACAUUUCUUCUAUCCUGGGAAUUAGCGCCCUGCCCAACAAGGUGGCUUACAUUACCUCCAAGCACGCCGUCGGGGGACUUACCCGAGCUUGCGCUGUUGACUACAAGGCAAUCGGCAUUCGGUGUAAUCAGGUCUGCCCUUCAUGGGUUGACACCCCCAUGUCCCACGAGGAGUACAACCGAAUCCCCCAAUUGCGAGGUCUCAUCGAGCAGCUACCUGCUGCCGGGCGUCUGAUUGCACCCUACGAGGUAGCAUCUGCCUGUCUAUACCUCUGCACGCCGGCCGCGUAUUAUAUCAACGGUAGCACGUUGACUUUGGAUUCGUGUGUCCUAGUUGGACCUGCCGUGCCUGCCGUGGAGUAAUUAUCAUCCUAUAUGCUGUAAGAAUCAUGCGGGGCAAAGGAAAAGAACAUAUGGCGGCAGAUGUCUGCUUUCAGAGUAGUGCUUACGGAAGUGACAAGGAGUCUGAUUCAGUUGAUCUUUUCCAUGCUUGGCAGCUUGAGCUUAGUAGGAUUGCUCGCUCUUUGGAUCUUACUAGGUAACUACAAUAAAAUUAAACGUUAAACUUGUAAA
This is a messenger RNA of Daldinia decipiens, 1706 nucleotides long. RefSeq names its product NAD(P)-binding protein. The record is from RefSeq and is a predicted model, not a curated record. Gene Ontology annotation, molecular function: oxidoreductase activity, acting on the CH-OH group of donors, NAD or NADP as acceptor. Bases 651 to 1496 code for a protein of 281 amino acids. Lineage: Eukaryota; Fungi; Ascomycota; Sordariomycetes; Xylariales; Hypoxylaceae. The transcript is spliced from 5 exons.